AUGAAAUUCUUCACCUGGGCAUAUUUUGUUGAAGUUUUCAUGGGUUUGGAUACACCAUUAGACGGUGGUAAACCAAUUCGUGGUGGUUUCUACAAAACAUCACAAACAUUUUCACCACUAGCUGAAUUUAUGCAUGUCCCACUGGAUCAAAUCAAUUAUGUUGUUAGUGGUGUAGUGAGUUUUGCACUUGGCCAGUUAAUGCGACAGUAUCUAUCCCCGCAAAAGUGUUCACCACGAUUACGUGCACUUAUUGAAACUAUAUUUGGCCUGUUAUUAUUAUCAUUCUGUUUUGGAAGUCAAUUAAGAGUAUUAUUAUUACAAUCAUUUAUUGCCUAUGUAUUUAUGGUAUGCUUACCGCAUAAUCAAUUUAUGGCUAUAUUAGUUACAGUCUGGUCAUUAUUCUAUAUGACACUAGUUCAUAUCUGUCGUUUACAGUAUGAUUAUGGUGGUUAUACACUAGAUAUAUCUGGACCUGUUAUGGUACAAACUCAACGUCUAUCUAGUCUAGCCUUUAAUCUUGUCGAUGGUGCAAUAAUAUCAUCACAUGAAAAGCAUACCACUACUACUACUACUACUCAUCCUGUAAAACAUCAACAAAAUAAUUCUUCUAAUGAUUCUUCAUCAUCAUCAUCACCACCACCAAAAUCACCAAUUAUUGAUCAGUCUCAAUCACAUUCAUCAUCAUCAUCAUUGUCUAAUCGUAGACGAAAUACCUUCACUACAUUAGAUACACUAGAUAUGCCUUCAUCAUCGAAUAUCGAUUUAAAGCCUAUUCAUCAUCAUCAUUAUCAUACACCCAGUCAUUGCAAACUAUUGAAUGAACAGAAGCCAUUUAAGGAUAGUCAACACUCGUCGUCAUUAACAGCAUCAUCAUCAGGACAGCAACAACAAAUGCCUACAAGUCAUAAAAUCCAUGCAGUUGACAAAACACCUGAUCCAGUAAUAUUUUUUGCCUAUAUGUUAUAUUUUCAUGGUGUCUGUGUUGGACCUUUCAUCUUUUUCUCUGAAUAUAUGGAAUAUCUUAAAGGGUAUAGUACUGGACGAUUGCCUUCAAUUAAUAUGUAUUAUCUAGUGACUUUAUGCCUGCGUACAUUAGCUUCAGGCUUGUCAGCUGCUUAUCUAUGCCCAUACUUUCCUUUCGAUUUUGUUUUAACUGAAGCAUUUGGAAGCUAUUCACUCCUCCAUCGAAUUUUCUACGUGACAGUUUCCUUAUUUCUAAUUCGACAAAAAUACUAUUUUGCCUGGGGAUUAGCUGAAGUCAAUGGAGUAGCUAUUGGUGUUGGAUAUACUGGUCAAUGUCCACGAACCGGUAGGACAUUGAAUCAUCAUGUGCGUAAUUUUAACUUUAUUCAAGUCGAGUCUGGUAUCGGUUUGAAAGAUGUUGUCGAUGCAUGGAAUAUAUCUACAACACGUUGGCUACGUGAAACAUUCUAUGAUCGUCUUCCAACUGCCUAUCGUACAAUACUUGUAUUUAUAAUCAGUGCUUUUUGGCACGGUUUCUAUCCUGGUUAUUAUAUCAUGUUUUUAUCAUUCGCUCUGUUCACAACAGUUUCACGUAUUUGGCGUCGACAUUGUCGUGUGUAUUUUCGUAAAACACCUCUAUGCAUACAUGCCUAUGAUAUUUUUACAAUGAUUAUUACUAAUUUUAUAAUUAAUUAUGGACAAGCACCAUUUCAUUUGUUAGAUUUUUAUGCAUCUAUAAAAUUUUUAAGCCUGUUCUACUUUAUACCUCAUCUAAUUGCCUUUAUUAUCUUGAUAGCUUAUUUUUUCAAGUCAUAUUUUAUAAAGUCAAUAGGAAGAGGAGGAAAAGUUGAUGAAGAUGGUUCUGUCACUGGGACUGCGACUGGCAUUGGGAUUGAUAAUGGUGACGGUAGUGAUAAGCAUCAGAAAUUAUUACUGUCUAAUCAUGAUCGUAGUGUUGGAGGUUAUUGA
This is a messenger RNA of Trichobilharzia regenti, 1932 nucleotides long. NCBI's taxonomy places the organism in Eukaryota, Metazoa, Platyhelminthes, Trematoda, Strigeidida, Schistosomatidae. The record is from the annotation of a GenBank genome assembly.